AUGGAGGCUCUCACCCCGUGGGCUGGCAACAGCAGCGAGGCCCUGUGCCCCGUGAACACCGCCUUCGCCCAGAGCUUCUUGCCCGCCGUCUACCUGGUGGUGAUCCCCGUGGGGCUGGUGGGGAACGGGCUGGGGCUGUGGCACCUCUGCACCGGGCCCCGGCGCGGCACUCGCCGUCCCCUGGGCCUGCUGGUGGGCAACCUGGGCCUGGCCGACCUGCUCUACGUCAGCACGCUGCCCUUCCUCGUCAGCUACUACCUGCGGGGCAGAGUGUGGCUCUUCGGGCACGGCUGGUGCCGGGUCACCAGAGGCCUCUUCCACCUCAACCUCUACGCCAGCAUCGGCUUCCUCACCUGCAUCAGUGUCCACCGCUACCUGGGCAUCGUGCACCCGCUGAAGGCGCGGGGCAGGUGCCAGGGAGCAGCCGCUUCGCCGUGGCUCAGCCUGAUGGUCUGGCUGUGGGUCAUCGCACUCGUAGCUCCUGAUUUUGCCUUCAGCAAGAUGGAUGAAGAGGGGACACAGUGCCAUGACACCACAGGGCACGAGAACCUAGGCGUUUACUUGCCAUAUACUGUGGCUGUCACCGUGACUGGGUUCGUCAUCCCGUUCCUCAUCAUCAUCGGAUGCUACUGCCGUGUGGUUGUGGUGCUCUGCAGGAACGACACCGUGGACCUCAGCCUCAGGAGAAGAAGCAUCAGCCUGGUGAUUCUCGUGAUGGUCCUCUUCUCCAUCUGCUUCCUCCCCUACCACAUCUUCAGAAACCUCAACUUGUUGUCUCGAGGCUGGCAGCUGCAGGGGUCCUGCACACAGGCUUUAAAGAACAUCUACACUUCCUACCAGGUGACCCGGGGCCUGGCCAGCUUCAACAGUGCCCUCAACCCCCUGCUGUAUGUGAUGACGGGUGAAGACUGCAUGUCCUGUAUGAGGACCAUCCACCAAAGAGCCAGACAGUCCCUGAGGUCCAUCUUCGGAAGGAAAACCUCUAGCCAGGCAGAUGAGAAGAAGAUGAACAUCAUUCUUUGUGAGGAGGAGGCUUCUGAUGAGCUCUGA
This is a messenger RNA of Colius striatus (speckled mousebird), 1050 nucleotides long. Its product is annotated as P2Y purinoceptor 1. The transcript has a single exon. Bases 1 to 1050 code for a protein of 349 amino acids. Gene Ontology annotation, molecular function: neuropeptide receptor activity. Gene Ontology annotation, cellular component: membrane. Lineage: Eukaryota; Metazoa; Chordata; Aves; Coliiformes; Coliidae. The record is from RefSeq and is a predicted model, not a curated record. Gene Ontology annotation, biological process: G protein-coupled receptor signaling pathway.